AUGGUUCGCUCUACUGGCAUCCUCGAAUCCAUACCGACAGCCACCAGCGACACGGCGCCCAAGAAGCGCAACUGGACGCAGAGCGAAGAUGCGCUCCUGACCAAGCUGAUGCAGAACCGUCGCGGCAGCCUCGACAAGAGCGGCUCCAAGUCUGGCCAGACGGACUGGGUGAGCAUUGCGCAGCACUUUGGCGAUCGCAAUUCCAAAGACUGCCGAAAGCGGUGGAACAGCAGCCUGUGUCCGCUCAUCUCUCGCGGCAGCUGGACGCCGGCGGAAGACAAGCUGCUGCAGCAGGGCAUGCAGAGCCACAUGGGACAGUGGGCCAAGAUCGCCAAGCACGUCGGUAGCCGGACGGGCGACCAGUGCUCGUCGCGCUGGCGAGUGCUCAGUUCGGGUGCGGACUGGAACGAGGAGAGGGACCGGAUCCUGCUCGACUUUGUCAUUAAGCACGGCAAGCGAUGGGCGCAGGUGCGGCGGCUGUGGCUGCCCAUGUUCACCAACGCCGAGUGCCGCAACCGGUACCACCGCAUCAUCCGGCAGCUGAGCGCCGACAAGCGCCACAAGACCGAGAUCGAGACGCUCGAGCGCGUGUGCAACGGCAAGGCGCUCGGCGCGUCGUUGUCGCUGCGCGACAAGGCUCUUCCCUCCAAUGCUUCCAGCUGUGCACCUGCACUGGCAAGCCGGACCACCGGUACCAAGAGCACCAACACCAGCAGCAGCAGCAACAGCAACAGGAGCAGGGGUGGCAGCUGCGACGACGACGAACCGGCUCUCGCUGCAGCCGAGCCGGGCAGGGCGCUGGUCCGGGCACGACGGUCGACGAAUGCGGCAAUGGAGUCACUGGUGCAGCAGAUAAUGACCGACGGCACGGCGCGCGACAAGCUCAUGCAGCUCGCCUUGACCAUCGUCUCAUGCAUGAACUCGGACGACGACGAGCCGUCACCGAGCCACGCCGAGGUGCACGACGAUGCGCCGCAGCCAUCGCGAGUAGAAGCGCAGGAGUCCGAGCAAGCCACGCUGGCCGACGUGGAGGAUUCGACCAUGCACGAUGUAGGCGACGCCGCGGUGCAAGGCGUGUCGAACGCGGGCGUGCUGGACGCAGUGCUGGGUAGCGGCAUGAGCGAGGUGGACGAGCAAGCGUGGGCGGACGUCGUGCUGGGUCUCUCGGACUACCAGGCCAUGAGCACCGCCGCGAAUGAGCUGACGAGCGUGCCGCCCGAGCCGGCGGUCCAGCCCACUAGGGUGGUCGAAGGCGUGCCGCUGCUGAACGAGGCCAGCUGCAGCAGGUGCGGUUUCAAGUCGUGCGUGUGUAGCUGGGCCGACCUGUGCCUGCUGGACAAGUGCAUGUCGACAGACGUGCAUAGACUCGGCAGCCUGGAUGCCAUGUGCGGCUUGAGCGACACGAACAGCGUCAGCGGAAUCACCAGCCCCACCACCAGCACGCUGCUCGAUCCCGCCUCUCCGUCGACCAUGCGGUCGAGCUCGGACGCGUCCUCGCUCGAUAGCAGCUGGUGGAUGUGA
Messenger RNA from Moesziomyces aphidis, 1521 nucleotides. The record is from the annotation of a GenBank genome assembly. NCBI's taxonomy places the organism in Eukaryota, Fungi, Basidiomycota, Ustilaginomycetes, Ustilaginales, Ustilaginaceae.